CGCCUCUACCCUCACGUCUAACCCCCCGGAUGGAGAUGUGUAAAGCUACACUUGAUUGCUAGCCUUCGUAAAUAACCUUUCAGGAUUUGAAAUUUGGCCAAUUUAGGGCACUAGUUAUACUUGGUUGUCACCCCCGAUCCAGGCCAUAACGGAUAACAUGCAAAUUGACGCUGGCAAAAAGCCCAGAAAGGAAAAGGAGGUAAGAGUCUGGGCCGCUAAUACGUAUUUCGUAGAGUGCGUGUACUCGGCGAUCUUGGGCCUGAUGCACUUUGAGCGUCACAAUCACACCUGUAUUCCCCCAUCCAAGCUGACAACUUCCCGGGUUUAAAAAAGGUGCAUCUCUCCUGAGGAGGUGUCGCGUUGGCGAGGAAGGGU
Messenger RNA from Babjeviella inositovora NRRL Y-12698, 375 nucleotides. RefSeq lists its product as uncharacterized. Lineage: Eukaryota; Fungi; Ascomycota; Pichiomycetes; Serinales. The transcript has a single exon. The record is from RefSeq and is a predicted model, not a curated record. The coding region runs from base 158 to 328 and encodes 56 amino acids.